This is a messenger RNA of Chaetomium strumarium, 948 nucleotides long. RefSeq names its product ATP adenylyltransferase-domain-containing protein. The transcript is spliced from 2 exons. NCBI's taxonomy places the organism in Eukaryota, Fungi, Ascomycota, Sordariomycetes, Sordariales, Chaetomiaceae. The coding region runs from base 1 to 948 and encodes 315 amino acids. The record is from RefSeq and is a predicted model, not a curated record. Gene Ontology annotation, molecular function: ATP:ADP adenylyltransferase activity; ATP binding. Gene Ontology annotation, biological process: nucleotide metabolic process.
AUGGAAACCGAGUUGAAUGAGAGUCGCCUACUCGCCCAGUUCGACAGUCUCGUCGAGCAAGGCUCGGUGGUCUACAACGGAAACUACCGCACUGUCACCGUGUCGGACAAUGGCUUUCCGAUCGAAUUCCGCAUCCUAGACGGUCUCCAAAAGAAACCACAGUUGUCUGACACUCCCCAUGACUCAGAGAAGCGCUCCUCUCCGGAAGAACAAGCCCCCUCAGGUUGCCGGCCUGGAAGCGACAUCGACACAACAGGCUACGAGGUCGCCACACUCGGAUCAACCCACCUCCUCGCCAUCAACAAGUUCCCUGCGGCGCGCCCGCACCUCCUGAUCCUCACCCAGGACGGCUUCCGCCGGCAGCACGAGGCCCUGGACCUCAGCGACCUCACGGCCGCACGGCAGGUCCUAGCCUCGCUCGAGAGCCGCCACCUGCUGCUCUUCAACUGCGGCAUCGACAGCGGGUGCAGCCGCAUGCACAAACACAUGCAGGCCUUUCCGGCGCCGGACCCCAAGGACUUCCCCCUCUGGCCGGACGAAGAAGAAGCCAAGUUAGCCAACGCGCAAGUUCAACAAGUCGUCAAGCCGACGUUCAAGUUCUUCCUGCACCGCUUCGCGGAUGAUGGCCUGCCUCCGCCCGACACGCUCCUGGGCAUCUACCGAGGACUGGUCCGCCGGGCGGAGAGGGAGGCCGCCGGCUACGUCGUCGCCCGGGAAGAAGGAGGCGAGGGGGAGCAGGUCGCCGUGGUGGCCCAUAAUGUGAUUAUGGAUCGGUCGUGGCUGUUGGUUGUUCCGCGGCGCGCGGCCGGCUGGGACGGCGUGGACACGAACGCCGCGGGCAUGCUGGGCAUGGUGUGGGUGCACAGCGAGGAGAAGAUGAAGCUUUGGAUGGAGCGCGGGCCGGGGAAUGUGCUGGCGCGCCUUGGGAUCCCGGCUGACGGAAUUUGA